This is a messenger RNA of Nanorana parkeri, 648 nucleotides long. It is a transcript of the gene MRPL35, whose product is annotated as mitochondrial ribosomal protein L35. Gene Ontology annotation, cellular component: mitochondrion; ribosome. NCBI's taxonomy places the organism in Eukaryota, Metazoa, Chordata, Amphibia, Anura, Dicroglossidae. The record is from RefSeq and is a predicted model, not a curated record. The transcript has 5 exons. Bases 1 to 576 code for a protein of 191 amino acids. Gene Ontology annotation, biological process: translation. Gene Ontology annotation, molecular function: structural constituent of ribosome.
AUGGCGCUGUCCUGUGCUCCUCUGCGGGCUGUGUGUGCCCGGCCGGGGACUCUGCUCAGGUAUAUGUCAAGAACAUGUCGGCAAUCUGGAGCAAGGACAGCAGUUCUCUGGAAGCCUGGACUGACUCCUCCUGUCACCAGCCAUGUACGAGGAAUCACCGGCCUCACUAAAUCUACAUCAGGAGUCUUCUUGUCUCCAGCUAAUACCCAGCAAUCUGCACAGAACUCCUCUAUACUCAGCAGGGUGUCACCAUUACUUCCCAGCAUUCUCCAGCAGUCCUCAAGACCAGUCACAUAUAUCAGUCUCCGCAAGGGGAAGAGGAAGUCUGUGAAAUCUGUACCGGAGCGAUUUAUGCGUCUGCACUGUGGGCUCUGGAUUCGUAGGAAGUCCGGCUAUAAGAAGAAGCUGUGGAAGAAAAGGGCAGCCAGGAAAAAACGCCUGAGAGAAAUAGUGAUCUGUAACAAAACGCAGAGCAGACUGCUGGACAAAAUGACCACGUCCUUCUGGAAGAGGAGGAACUGGUACGUGGACGAUCCUUACCAGAAAUAUCACGACCGCACCAAUCUGAAGGUGUAGGAUCAGCUUCCUGCUCCUGUAUCUUUACUAUGUGUAUUCUUUGUGACAUGUAAUAAAAUAUGACUUUGAAUA